AUGUCUGGCAUUGCUAUAACACGUUUGGGCGAAGAGCGAAAGGCUUGGCGCAAAGAUCAUCCAUUUGGAUUCGUUGCACGUCCGGCCAAAAAUCCCGACGGCACACUUAACCUGAUGAUCUGGGAGUGCGCGAUCCCCGGCAAAAAGUCCACACCCUGGGAGGGUGGCUUGUACAAGCUGCGCAUGAUCUUUAAGGACGACUACCCAACGUCGCCACCCAAAUGCAAGUUCGAGCCGCCACUCUUCCAUCCCAAUGUGUAUCCGUCGGGCACAGUGUGCUUGUCGCUACUGGACGAGGAGAAGGAUUGGCGUCCGGCCAUCACAAUCAAACAGAUCCUGUUGGGCAUUCAGGACCUGCUUAACGAGCCCAAUAUCAAGGAUCCGGCCCAAGCCGAGGCAUACACCAUUUACUGUCAAAACCGUCUCGAGUAUGAGAAACGUGUUCGAGCCCAGGCUCGUGCUAUGGCAGCCACCGAAUAAAGGAACCAAUAACACAAUACAACACAACAGCAAGAGACAAACAAGAAACAACUGAAAUACCGCUACUCUCUUCAUAUUUGCACACACACAACAACAAAGAACAUAAUAGAACUAAAAGUGAUCAUCAACACAAAACAACAACAACAAACAUUUAGGAUCGAAGCGUUUUCGUGAACGCUUCCUCUUCUGCUAACUACAAAACAUUUUCAUAAUUCCUAAGUUCAAUUAAUUCAAUUGAUUUUAAUGAUGUCAAACAAUAUGAGCAUUCGGAUUUCACCAAUUAUAAAUUAUAUAUAUAAUACAUAUAAAAUUUACCUUAUAAUUAAUAUACAUAUAUAUAUAUAUAGA
Molecule: messenger RNA, 828 nt
Organism: Drosophila albomicans
Lineage: Eukaryota; Metazoa; Arthropoda; Insecta; Diptera; Drosophilidae
Gene: lwr
Product: SUMO-conjugating enzyme UBC9-B
Exons: 1
Coding region: 1-480 (159 amino acids)
Biological process (GO): protein sumoylation
Cellular component (GO): nucleus
Molecular function (GO): SUMO conjugating enzyme activity
Source: RefSeq, a predicted model, not a curated record